Schistocerca piceifrons (Central American locust) is the source of this 811-nucleotide messenger RNA. RefSeq lists its product as uncharacterized. The record is from RefSeq and is a predicted model, not a curated record. The transcript is spliced from 4 exons. Lineage: Eukaryota; Metazoa; Arthropoda; Insecta; Orthoptera; Acrididae. The coding region runs from base 50 to 616 and encodes 188 amino acids.
CCUCGGACCAGCGGAAGCCAGAAGCCUUCGUGCACUGGACGCUGCAGCGAUGGACAGAUUCGCCAUGCUCUUCCUGGCCCCCGCCACGUUACUGGCGCUCCAGAGCGGAUUCGUGGGUUGCUUGGGAGAAAUCACUAUAAAACUACAAGGUUACGAGCAAUGUGAGGACCGGCCAGAAACUACUAUGACACUGCAAGAUGUGCAGCUAACUAAGACUGGACCUUACAAAAUGAAGGUUGACGCCACCAUUACGAUUGCUGAGGAAGUUGAAGAUUUGCGGUUUGAUUUGUUCCUGACACAAUGUGAGAGCAGAGAUCAGCAACAUACGUGCACACAGGACCUAAAGAUGAGCAUAGUAGACAUCUGUGAUCAUCUGGCAGACAAGAAUCAGAUGUGGACAGAGGGAGUGGAACACAUAUUGGAAUUUGACCCCCACUGCCCCGUAAAGCCAGGUGUUUACAAGAUGGUGGAUGCAGAAUUCGAUGCCGAAAGCUUCUCGCGCAUUCCAGCAAUCGACGGUUUCUGGAAGGUGAAAAAUGUCGCCUUUGACAAUGAAAAGAUAGUUGGGUGUCAGAAGAUGGAAGUCGAAAUAGACACCGGCCUUCCCUUGGUCUGAUCUUUUAAUAAUCUCAUAAAUGUGAUAAGCCAUUAGUUUUUUAAAUGUUUCAUCGAAGUUUAGUCCAUAAACUAAGGGAGUUUAAGAAUUUUUUCAUGGAAAAAUUUAAGAAGUAAUGACACGCUUGUUAUUGAAAACAAAAACAUUAUAUUGUGCAGGUUUUUGCAAAAUGUAUGUAUGUGAUUUACAGCAUAA